GAAAGCGUACGGUUGUUAGUGCGGUAAAGUCCAUCCAAUCGAUUGUUCAGGGCAUCCGCGCAUCUCGAGUGGGUCGGUGUUCGAAGUGGAGUCCAGUGGACCCAGCAAAAGAGGAACGAUUGUUUGCCGCGAGACAUUCGACGCGCUUAACCCGUCAAGUGUUGUCGCGUGGGGUGCGUGCACCUGCUUCACUCCGUUUGGCGCUGGGUUGGGUGGCAAACGAAGAAGAUGCAAAAAGACACGGUGUUUGUUUGAUGGAUACUUAUGCUCACUCGCCCGCUCUCACCGAAAGGAGGUGGAAAAAAUUGCUAAGCAUAGUUUUACUCCGCACUACUCUACAUGCUCUUGAGUUUCGAUUCAGUUUUUAUAAGUUAUUAAGCGGUCUCGAAGAAAGCAGAGUUCUAUUUAGCCGUGGUGUUUUAUAAAGUGAAAGUAUAUUGUUGUUAAUGUCUUUCGUGGCUUCCCCAAGUGUGACGAAACAAUGAUCUGACCAAUUAAGUGGUAAUCCUGUGAGUGAAAUGUGCUGAAAGCACAUCAAAAGUGCCAAAACAACUUGAACGACUGCUGCAGUCACAGAGAAGCCGGAUAGAAAUCCAGAAUUAAAAAUAAUAAUAAUAAUAAUAAUACCAAUAACUAGUGCUACCAACGGUGCAACCCGGAACCAGCUGUUCAGCAGAACGCAACGGGAGAUAUCCAUCAAGAAGCUGUCAUUGUUGCUGGCCAGCAAAGUAAACAGCCAAACUCGACGGACUACCAUAAAUGAGUAAUUAAUGGGCAAGAUGAGGCGCCGUGUCGACUUAAGUUUUAUCAUCCGAAUAUGGCUAGUGUUACUUAGUAUCAAAAGCAGUCACAGUGAAAAUGCUGAACCCAGAGCAUUAGAAUUAUCAGUUCCAUGGAGACCCAUCCCAUACCACGUGCCUCAGCAACAGCUGAUUAGUGUGGCAAGUUUUGAUACUACCAGCAAAGACGAACUAGUUCAUAUCGCGCAACACAAUGCGCAGAUCCUAAAACAAUUUAAUCAGCCCAUCACUCAGUACCAGAACCAGAACACCCUUCAGAUUGCGUCGGCUAGCAGUCAGCAGCAAGCGCAAUCGUCACCGCACAAACCGUACGGAGGUCACACCCCGGGACCCAAGUACAUGACCACUCCCCUGCUGCUAACCAAUGUCAGCCCAGUCAUACCAUCGGCCCGGCACGCUGGCAAUCCGUAUGGCAAAUCGGACCAAAUCACCACACUAAAUAUCGUGCAUCCCCCGACGCCGAAGCUGGUAACACCGAUGUCUCAUCUCGGCCCGGUCGGUGUUAAAUCGGGCAAAUUCAAUAACCAGUUCAGAGAGCCUGUCCCUAAUUCACCUGCGGGAUCUCAACAGAAAUCCACACUUAAGCCUCACCCUGUAAUGAACAAGCUUCAAUCACACAUGGCCGUUGCAUACCGGCAAAAGCAGCCAGUAGCGGCCACCUCGAAUCGUCUAGAACACUUUGUGCCUCCUCUCUACGGUACCUACAUUCAAUUUGGACAGGCUUCCAGCCCGCUACAGACCGCAAAAACCAAAUUUAUAAGCCAACUCGCCAGCCAUCCUAGCUUUGAUGCUCAGCUCAAAGGUUUACUGCAUGCUGGCGUUGGAGGUGGCUAUCAGCAAACUUUCUCACACAUCAAAAACUUACAGAAGAUGAACUAUCUGCAGCAGCAGAGCAAAAUUCAGCCCUAUUACAAUCACAUACCGUUGGAGGUCGAUCUUCCGAAGAAACUAAUCUCUUCCGGGGAGAAAGAUUCGUCCAAAAUCCAAUCAACUACGUCCAGUCCACUGUUCCCACACAUCCCGCCAAGUGUCCUAACCCCAUUCUUCCAGCAGGUACAACAACAGCAGCAAAACAAAUACGGUUUCAGUCUUAAAACGCAGCAUCCUGCUCCGCCGGCUGCGACUCCCGCACCCCCGACUCAUGUUUAUAAAGAAAAACCACAUAAAAUUCAACAGCCUCAAUUCCAGUUUGAAUCACAUCAGGUACAUCCAACUCAAUUCGGUUCCUUCAAAGACCACCAAGGGAGCGAUUCGUUUGGCUUUACCUCCUAUCAAAGUCAUCAACAGCCUCCGAUUGAUUAUCAGCCUCACGAGAUUGGAAAAUUCAAGGAAUCCCAGCAUACCCACGUAUUUAACGAAAUUCACGAUGAAUAUAGUAAAAACUUAGUUCCGCCACCACCCAGCACCCAACAAGCUUUUCUACCAACAGUAUUGACUCACUCGGACCCUAGCAAGGACCCCAUGGAGAUACUAAACAAGUACAACAUUAAUCCUCAUUCCCCGCUGCAGGAUGCUAAUCGAUUCAGUUACGAAUCUUUUGCUAGGCCCGGAUCUUCAUCCAACGCUCAGCUAUCAACUCCCAGUUCGAUACAAACAACCACCCCACCCGCUACUCAUUUCCCAACGACAACGACUCCACGGCAGCCAUUUUAUUCUCAUACGAUCAACUUUGCAGGCGAUCAUAACAAUUACAGCCCACCGGUGCUUGUAACGCCAAAUAAUGACAAUUGGAUAGGACGAGAUAAAUUCAUCACCACCGAAAAGCCAAACAUUUUCAGAAAUCUUUUCCGCUCUCCAGAGAGCGAAUACAAGCAGCAUAAACUGAUGCAUCCGGGUUACACGGGACUGCCUCCGAACAAACGACCCUCCACAACCACCCCGGUGUCUGUGGCCGAUGCAUCAACGGAGGAACCUCUGAUUACGCACAGUUUCUUUACGAUCGAAGAUGCCAUCUCUGAUCCUACCCACAUCCCCCCUGGAACUCGCAACAAGUACAAAUAUACCACCGAGGCGGAAGAAAACCGAUUGGAUGAGCAUCAACCAGAAAUUGUCACUAUCGGAUCGUAUUUGGACUCCCAGGAACUGGGAACCACUACUGUGUUCCCCAUGUUCAAAAACAAAGGCCGACGGCGAUGCCCGAAACCACAACAAAGCACCGAAGUUUCUGCCGAGAGUUCUGAUUCAACUGAAAGUCCUAACAAAACCCGGUUCCGACUACGACUACGUCCAACGACCGAAGCGGAAAAUGAAAUCAAAACAACAUUAGCGCCUCCAACAACAACAUUCCUAGCGGAAGAGAGUUCCAUACGAAAGCAAAGGAAAAAACUACCUGCUAAUUUCAAUCGUAACCGCUUCAGCACGAAUGGCAACCGUGACGAACAAGAUCAAGAUCGGCAGACGGUGGACCAGCAGGACGUUGCAGCCACACAGGUACCACCGGUAACUACGACCGCAGCGGUGAGCUCAUUCUUCAAUUUCAGCAACGAUAACAAUCAGUUUUCAUUCGGUGGUAAUGGUUUUCGGUCACGCUUCAGGCCAGGUGGCGAUCGAGGCACCAGUGCGGAACCAAAACCAAUCCGCACAAGAGGUAAAUUCAGUGACGAUUUUGAUGACUUUUUCAAAUCGGAUGAGAUUACCCGUGACAUCGAGAACACUCGAUUGAACUUCAAGUUACAGAACAGCAAACCCAGUUUUAGGCUACCGUCAAGCUCGUUUGGCUCCGGUAUUUCUUCGACCUCCACCAGUUUCACUUCAGACGAAAACAGUGCUGAGGUCAACCGAACUCGAACGGAGCUCAACCGUCCCCGGUUUAGCAUCAAAGAAUAUCGCAGCAAACUGAACCGAACUACCGCAUCAACUGUGGCGACUUCUUCCAACUCUCUGGACGUGGAACUAACGACCCAAGCCGCUACCAAGUUACGUUUUCCCACCAGGAAUCGUUUCGUGAUCAAUGGCCGCCCGAACAAAACGACCGACUCUAACGAAAUUAUUUCGCCUAGCUCCAGCACGACCGAGAAGUCGCCACCCGGCAGCAAUCAAGAACCUACCACGGUACGGACAGCAUUCCGACCGACCGGCACCAGAACCAGCUUCAAUCGGUUUACCGUGAAGAAGGCAAGCACGGAAGCGCCCCAACAGCAGCAGCCACCAUCUUCUACGACGGCCAGAAUAGUCAACCGGGGACGGAUAAGGCAGCAGGAUACUACGACACAAUCGACACUCAAUCGCACCGCCAUCCCGCCAGUACUGAACACCAACUCUCUGGCAAGCCGCCGGCCUGCCAAGAUAAGCCUUAGGCAGCGUAUUCAGAACUUCAACCGCAAGAAGGAACCGGAACCCUCUCUGAAGGACAUAGAUCAAGAAGGCAACAGUUUGCUAGCUAGUUCCGAUGAGGCCAAGAACGAUGACCUGAGUAGCUUGAGCACUGUGGCCAACCAGAAUCGGUUCGAAGAAUCCGCUCCGGUUUCCUCGUCCUCAACCACCACCACCAGCAGCACGACCACAACAACUGAGGGAUACCGGCAUCCGGAGACGGCAAUCAUGAAAAUCUCGCCAAAAGAUGCGUCUUCGAACUCGUUUAAUGAAGGCGAUUGGGAUCUGAACAGUGCCUCGUCUGACUACAGCAAACGCGUGGUUGAACUUACGCUGUCCGCCAGCAAAGAGAAAGGUUUCAAAUCGGUCAACAAGGGUCUACUGUCAAGGCGGGUUCCCGGAUAUUUUACUCUAGCUACCGAGGAUCCGAUCCUGCCAAUCGAGGCGUUUUUCCCACAGGUUAAGAAAGUGAGCGCGUGAUUGAUCGUUGAGCGAUAAAUGGGCGAUUGUGAAUAUGUGUGAUUGUGUUGAUUCAGAAUGCGUCGAACGGCCAAUUAUCGAUGCUGAUUAUUAGUAGUGCGCGAGUGUAGAAAUAGAAUUCAUUCCCCCGAGCUCUACCGUAUUUAUGCACAAUCUGGCUGUUGACAGAGCGGCUAGCAAGUAUGCAGCUUGACUUUCAGAACAACUACAUCACGUAUGGCUGAAAAAUACUUGCAACCAGAAUCAUUUAUUUUAAUAAUAAAUUAUUACCAGUUCGCUGUCUGCCCCGUGGAGCAAAAUAAAAUGUUCACUAGGAUAGCUAGGCAAUUUCAACGUUUCUAAUUUUUUUUAGCCAGGAGUCGAACGAUAACUGUAAGCGUGCUAGUGAAGGGUGAAAGUAGGAAAAGCUGCCAAUUGCGUGUUCAGUUCUGCUAACAUGUGCACUGAGCUCUCUAAGGUGUGAGGAGGUGCCUUUGCAAGCAGCGGAAAUGUAGAGGUGUAAAUUUGAUUUUUUUUUCUUCGAAAUGAUAGGAUUUGUAUCUACAGAAUACGUAGCGACACAUUCAGAUAUCGUUGAAAUCGAAUUAACUAGUGGUAGGAUAUCGAAAAUAAAAUAAAUCUGUACAUAAUUUAUAAA
Wyeomyia smithii (pitcher-plant mosquito) is the source of this 5229-nucleotide messenger RNA. Its product is annotated as mucin-4-like. The coding region runs from base 771 to 4592 and encodes 1273 amino acids. The record is from RefSeq and is a predicted model, not a curated record. The transcript has 6 exons. NCBI's taxonomy places the organism in Eukaryota, Metazoa, Arthropoda, Insecta, Diptera, Culicidae.